Messenger RNA from Tarenaya hassleriana, 2541 nucleotides. Its product is annotated as transmembrane 9 superfamily member 11-like. The record is from RefSeq and is a predicted model, not a curated record. Bases 295 to 2256 code for a protein of 653 amino acids. Gene Ontology annotation, biological process: protein localization to membrane. NCBI's taxonomy places the organism in Eukaryota, Viridiplantae, Streptophyta, Magnoliopsida, Brassicales, Cleomaceae. The transcript has a single exon. Gene Ontology annotation, cellular component: membrane.
AACGAGAAACGUUGCUUAAACCUUCGGUGCUCUCACCCCAAACUCGGCGCACGUCAUUUGCUACGCGCGACUCGCCACUUCGAUCUACGUUCUUCGCCGUUGGUUCUCAUAGAUCGGAUUUAUCUUCUCUUCUCCAUGUAGGUGAUUCCUCAUCUCGAAUCUGUUUCUGUGCCUGCAACACGUCGUUGAUAAGCGUUUUUUGUUGAGGAGAAGGUUUAAGAUCUGUGCUCGUCUCGUUAUUUCCCGAUCUGGGUCAUCCAGAUCUGACGUAUUUGUUUGUGAAUUUGUUCCAAUAUGAGCUCGAUGGGUCGAUGUGGUAUCUGGGUGCUUGCGAUACUCUUGAUUGUUCAAUCGGGAUACGGGUUUUAUCUUCCUGGUAGUUAUCCCCAUAAGUAUAAAGUGGGUGAUCCAUUGAAUGUAAAAGUGAAUUCGCUUACUUCGAUCGAAACGGAGAUGCCAUUUAGCUAUUACAGUUUACCCUUCUGCAAACCUCCCGAGGGUGUUAAAGAUAGUGCGGAGAAUCUUGGUGAACUUCUCAUGGGGGACCGGAUCGAGAGUUCUCCGUAUAAGUUUAAGAUGUUCACCAAUGAGAGUGAGAUCUUCCUGUGUCGAAUUGAUAAGCUGAAUGCUGAUACUUUCAAGCUCUUGAAGAAGAGGAUUGAUGAGAUGUAUCAAGUUAAUCCGAUCCUUGACAAUUUGCCUGCUAUUCGGCACACAAAGAGUGAUGGCUUUGUUUUGAGGUGGACCGGGUAUCCGCUCGGGAUUAAGAUUCAAGACGCUUACUACCUUUUCAACCACUUAAAGUUUAAGGUUCUUGUCCAUAAAUACGAAGAUCCAAAUGUGGCUCGUGUAAUGGGUACUGGGGAUGCAGCCCAGAUGAUUCCAACAACUGGGAAGAAGGGCUCAGAUGAACCUGGGUAUAUGGUUGUUGGGUUUGAGGUGAUUCCUUGUAGCUUCGCACAUAACGCGGGAACCACAAAGAAGUUGAAAAUGUAUGGCAGGUAUACAAGCCCAAUCAAAUGUGAUUCCACCCAUGUAUCUAUGUCUAUCAAGGAAGGCCAGUCAAUCAUCUUUACCUAUGAAGUCAGCUUUGAGCUCAGCGAUAUCAAAUGGCCAUCUAGAUGGGAUGCUUACUUGAAGAUGGGAGGAGCUAAGGUUCACUGGUUCUCAAUCUUGAACUCUCUUAUGGUUGUCACUUUCUUGGCUGGCAUUGUUCUUGUGAUAUUCUUGAGAACUGUUAGGCGUGAUUUGACCCGCUAUGAAGAGCUUGACAAGGAGAUGAAUGAGGAGUUGUCUGGGUGGAAGCUUGUCGUGGGAGAUGUUUUCCGCGCUCCAUCAAAUCCAUCUCUCUUGUGUGUCAUGGUCGGUGAUGGUGUUCAGAUUCUCGGCAUGGCUGUUGUGACUAUCUUGUUUGCUGCUCUUGGGUUCAUGUCACCAGCUUCUCGUGGAGCACUUAUCAUGGGUAUGCUGUUGUUCUACAUGAUUCUUGGUAUUGCAGCUGGUUAUGUUGCUGUUCGUCUUUGGAGGACAAUCAGCGGGGGCAAUCACCAUGGAUGGGUAUCUGUUUCAUGGAAAGCUGCUUGCUUUUUCCCGGGUAUAGCAUUUGUUAUCCUUACAACACUGAACUUUCUUCUAUGGGGUAGUCAUAGUACUGGAGCCAUUCCGUUUUCUCUCUUUGUUAUUCUCCUCCUCCUCUGGUUUUGCAUCUCGGUUCCCCUCACUCUUAUCGGUGGUUACUUUGGCGCCAAGGCUCCUCACAUCGAAUACCCAGUUCGAACCAAUCAAAUUCCCCGAGAAAUCCCUGCCCAGAAAUACCCAUCAUGGCUUCUUGUCCUCGGGGCCGGAACUCUUCCCUUUGGAACCCUCUUCAUCGAGCUUUUCUUCAUCAUGUCCAGCAUCUGGAUGGGCCGUGUCUACUACGUUUUUGGGUUCCUCUUCAUCGUCCUGAUCCUUCUAGUGGUGGUUUGCGCUGAGGUGUCCCUAGUGUUGACCUACAUGCAUCUGUGCUCGGAAGACUGGAAAUGGUGGUGGAAGUCCUUCUUCGCUUCAGGCUCAGUCGCCAUCUACAUCUUCAUAUAUUCCAUAAACUAUCUCGUCUUUGACCUGAAAAGCCUAAGUGGCCCCGUCUCAGCUACUCUUUACCUCGGUUAUUCGUUGUUGAUGGUUCUUGCCAUCAUGUUCGCGACAGGUACUGUCGGUUUCCUUUCUUCCUUCUGGUUCGUACACUACCUGUUCUCUUCGGUGAAGCUAGAUUGAGGGUCCAUCCAUCCAUCAUCCCUUCACAGCUCAGAGAUUGUUGAAAUUUUGGAGAGAGCAUUUUGAGAAACCAUGAUCCAUCUCACUGCCCCAACAAAGCAGAAGCGAGAAAGUGAUGUAUUGAUAGACAGAUAGAUAGAUGGAUAGAUAGUGUUAUACUGAAGCUUUGUGUUAUGUUAUAUUCAUCAUGUCAUAGUUACAGAAUAGUGUUUCAUCACGCGUCUGAAUUGAAACAUUUGGUGUGUGUGUUUUUUUUAAAUUUUCUUACCCUCUCUUCAGUUUUCA